GUAGCCCUAUGAUUGAAUUAUUUUGGCGGAAGAUUUGUGUGCAAAGGUUUGAAUGGUGGUCACAUUUUCGCUAUAGUAAAUAGAAAAACUGAUGGAAAAGUUGAAGUGUUGCAAACAAAGUCCUGAGGCCUGUUUAGGGCCAAUGGAAGAUAUGUGGACGCCUUAUAAACAUUUAAAUUCUGUAAUUCAACGUAACCUGUGCAAUCCUACAGAUCAAUCGUUGAUAGAAUUGGAGGUUCAUUUUAAGAAAUAUAAACAAAGCUUUACGUCGUUGCUCCUGUAUCCGCAAAAAAACGAAAAACAUCGGCAACUAUUGAAAAAUGGUCUAAUAGAUGGUGUGUCGAUAUCAAAAUAUACUAGAACUGUAGCAAUUUCCAAAGAAUUGGUGGAUGAAGCCAUUAUUAUAUCGGAUAUGUUCAAUGUGGAUGAAAUCAUGGCAUUGGAAUUACUUUGUACUGCUCAGCGAGAAAUGAUAAAUCACCCUGGGUUAUCAAGAGGAUUAGUUGCCGUUUUACUGUACUAUGAUGGUAAAAAGGCUUUGGUGAAUUCUCUUAGAGAUCUUUUUCAAGCAACUAAUGGCAUGUCAUGGACAACCGAUAUACCAAAAGAGAUAUCCAGUUUAAUUACAUCCUUUACACAAAACUUGGUUAAUCAGUGCAACAUCCUUGAUAGAAUAGUUGGACUAUUGGAUGAUCUCGAUAUAUCGAAAGAGAUAGUUAUUUUAACGAAAAAUCGAGCAUUGGGCUCAAAAAAACAUCAAAACCAAGUUCAGCAACUUUACAAUGAUAUCCGAAUGGGAUUAGCGACCACAUUAUUUUAUUGGUCAGCGCAAAGAGGCCUUCCAAAGGAGAUUGUUGUUAAGCUAAUUAAAAAUAUAUCAAAUUUUAGCCAAAUUCAAUCAUCGGGAAUAGUAGACGAUAUAACGCUAAAACUAAUUUUUUCAUUAAUGUAUGCGUGUGAUACUAGUGUGUUGCUCAAAUAUGAAGCGCCGAAAAAUAUUUGGCAGACCAUUCCCAUAUUUUCUCAAGGAGAUUUUUUACAAACAGUCUUUGACGCUUUAAUUCCCACUCAACAAGAUGGCCUAACAGGAAUCAUCAAGCUUGCCUUUGGGUUAGCCCUGACUGGUUUCCGACACGCAUCUAUGCAGGUAUCGAAUUCUUCAUCGAAGAUUAUAACAUAUGAUGAGCAACUCAUUGAUGCAGCUAUCAGCAGCAAAGUUUUUAAUUUUCUAUACUACUAUGUUUUAGAAAACAAAGAUUUAUAUCGUCAUGAAUUUUUCUAUCGUCGUAUUCAUUUGCUAUUAACGGACUUUAUAGAGUUUAUGCAUUCCAAGGUAACAGAGUUACGAGGAAAGGCAGAUGAAACUGCGAGAACUGUUAUGGGUUUUAUAAAGGAAGGAUUGGAGCCACCAUUUAACUUAGAUCAUAGUUUUGAAAUGCUGAUGUUAUGCAUAUCUAAGUUUUAUAAAGAUAAUAGAGCAGGACUAGCGUUGUGUGUUGAAUUUUGGGAACCACUCGAUUCAACGUUCAGCUCUGUGAAAACCACCACUCGCUCAGUUUCACUAUUUAAAUUUAUUCGCCUAGCCGGAGAAUUAUUGCCGUCUACUUUGUUCGUAUCGUAUUUAAAAAUGAUUGCUGGUUUGACAAGUUGUGAAAAGUCAGCGCGAAAUACAUUCAAUCUUUUGAAACAAGCGUCAGGGUUAACGGGAAGUACAACUCUAUCUUGGGAACACUUUUUCGGAUCGUUGAUUCAAUACUAUUCAAAUCUACGCCAGGAACAUGGUAUUGGCAGUGAAAUAUCUUACAAAACGCAUUUGAACCGAUCUAUCAACCCUCAAGAGAUUGAAGCUCUUCAGGCAGUACUCGAAGUGAUAAAAGCCGUGGCUAACUAUGAUGAAUUAUCAAGAAUUGCAAUUUGUGAAAACCCAAAUUGGGCGCCAUUACAAAUACUUUUAGGUUUAUUAAGUUGUCCGGUACCAUUGGUGUUAAAGGGAAAUAUAUUACAAACGUUGGCUGCGCUAGGCAAGUCUAAAGAAACAGCAACUAUACUUUGGAACAUCAUUGAGACCUCCCAAAUUAUUCCAACAAUACCUGUAAUAACUCCAAACAAUACUUGCAACCUUCUAACAGAAAUAUCACAGAACGAAUCUCGCCUCGAAUGUUAUCCCCUUUCUCAAGGGAUCUUAGACUUGAUGUUUUCUUUACUAAAAGCUUUUAUUCCUAAAAACUUGGGAGCCGACCAUCGCAGGCCAGGACUACAACCUUAUGUUACUUUUGUUGUUGAAGAAAUUUUCUUCAAAUUUUAUGAUCGACAAUAUAAAAAUUUGACCGAGAAAUGGGAAAUAUGUUUGAAAUGUUUAAAAAUAUUAAAUUAUUUGGUUCAAACAUAUGAACCAACACCAAAAGAUUUCGAAGAGCGCCAAGACCAAAGUUCGCCAAUGGGGUAUUAUAUAAUGUUGCAGCUACAAAAAAAAUCUCACUUUUUAAACCUCCUUCUACUAAUAAUUGAUGAUGCUCGACAAAAGCUUGAUGAAUACGAACAAUUUAAUGAAAGAGAGAUGCUUGAGGAAAGUGCUCUUCUUUGCCUCUUAAUAAUUGAAGAAGGAUUAAUUAAACAAAAAGAGUUUUUAAAUUCUCACAAUAUUGCAAAUACAUCAAAUAUUAUUUUUGGUUUAAACAAAAUCAUACUAGAUGUCAAUCCACGAAGUCAACGUCCGGACCAUCUAUUGAACAUAACAAAAUUUGUCAUGUAUUGCAAUUGGUUACCAAAUCACUCAUUUGCAGCUGUAAAUAUUCUAAAUAUGGUUUCAAAAAUGCCCAAUAUCUCAAGCCAAAUCUUGGAUGUAUUUAUUUCGAACGGGUAUAUAUAUGAUGAAAUUCGUCAAGGAUUUGUUGAUUGUCUAGAUAUGGAUAUAAAUUCAACUAAUUUCUACGAAAAAUCCAACGAACUGCAAAAACCUCAUAAAAUUUAUUUAAAAAUUAAAACAUCAAUAUUAGGAUUACUUCGAAAUUGCAUAACGCAACCAUAUCCAAAUAUUGGAUAUUAUCUUCUCGGAUUUGAAUAUACCACUGAAGCUAUCGAAAAACGAAAACUUAAUAUUACAGAUUCGACUAAUCAUUGUUUAAAAGCAAUAAUAGCUUUACUAGAUGAACAUGUAGAGGCAAUGAGAGCUUCAAACACCUAUGAUGCAGAUUUGGAACAAAUUAACAAGAGCUCAUAUUUCAUCUUAUAUUUAUUGUGCUCAAAUACGCGAACGUCAGAAGGCAUUUUACGAUAUUUGCGAGCAUCAAAUGACUUUAUUUGUCGUCACUUGCACGAACUCCCAUUUAAAAACAUUAAAUACUCCAAUAUUCUGUAUCAGACAAGUUACUUGUUAGAAUGCACUGCAAUAGAGUUAAAAUUAGCAAGUUCUUAUUGUCAAAUAAGUAGAGUUCAGCAAAUUUGCGAAAUAUUACUGGGGACUGCUACUAAUAAGACUGAAGAUCAACUUUCUAUUAAUUCGACGCUAUUCUUUUCACACUCAUCUCCUGUUUUGAAUGAGCAUUUUAUUAAACCGAAAUCUGAAAGAGUGCCAAAUUUUUUGCUUAGUAAUAUUCUGGAUUGGUUAGAGUUUGAGGUAAAAGAAUUAACUACCACUAAAUGGGAUUUCUUUGAUAUUUCCUUGUCUAAGCAAAUAUUCGAUGAGUGUGAAUCCAUAACAGAAGAGGGUCACUCAUUAAUUAAUUUACAAAAAUUGCACAAAAUUCUUCACGAUGAACUUUGCAAUGUACAAGGCACUAUAGCUGGAGGGCAACGCAAGUUGAUAUUGCAUGAAAUUGAAUCCAUACUGAUAUAUGCACUCAAAAUAAAUGAGAUGAGGAAUAAAAACAAGGGAACAAUAAAAGUAAUGGAUGCGUGGGCACAGGUCUCUGAAAUCAUAUUUAUUUACGCAUCGGAAAAUACUUUACCAUACUCCAUCAAGCAAGAGCUUUUAUUCGAAAUGUUGCAAAAACUUCUUAACAAAGCUGUAUCCAUACAACCUCCAUUGGAAAUAUCAAUUCUAACAUCAGAAGCCAUUUUUAUACUCAUCGUCUGCUUACGACAAUGUUUUUCUCGAAAUCUAGAAAACAUGGGAAAUGAUAAAACUAACGCAACGUACUACGGAAAUGUGAAAAAUGUUAAUAUUGUGAGCUCGGAUUCAAAUAUAUUAAAUCUAAAAUCAAUAUUAAAACGACUUUUAGAGUGGAUAGUAGUUAGUGAUGUUAAGUCUCAAAAGCUUCGAAUUAACUUGUAUGCUGCAAUACUGAGCUGCCUCCGAAUGUUGAAUGGACAUCUAUUAGAAAACAUAACAUCUCGUAGUAAUGAAACAUUCGUUUCGCGGUUAGAUAAAAAGAUGACAGCUUCAGUUAACUCAGUUGGAAGUCAGGUUCCAGUCGAAUUAUUUUCUUCAUUUGGAGACAAAUUAAUUGAUAUAAUGUGUCGUGAUUGUGUUAUUGGUCAUGAUGUGUGUAAAAUGCUUGCCAUGUCGUGUUUUGUUUCAGCUUUAGAAUUUAAUAACAUUCCAAGUGUUCUGCAAUUGUUUGCAAAUAGGGGUUACUUAGCCAAUGUCAUCGAAAACCUUGAAAAAUCCGAUCAGGAUUUAUGUCUUAUCGUAAGUGAUUCAAUUAAAAAUAUAAAAGCAUUAUAUGUCUACGAAUCACAUAUGGCGCUUCUGUUAAGAUUUGCUAAUUGUUCUAUGGGUGCGGAAAUGCUGCUCUCAGCUAAACUGUUAAGCGUUCUUUCAAAGAUGAGAGUAUUUGAUUUGCAUCCAAAUUUUCAAGGCUGUGUAAGUAGUUAUAAUACCGUACCGGAGUUUCUGCCUGCUGUGGAUAACCGCUUUCGCCAGAUAUUUUUCCCAGCCAUACAGUUAUGUAAUGCUAUAAUAACGACUCUUGGGAUGGACAACUUAUCAGCUAUCUCCCAGAUAUCAAAUUUUUUAUUUUCUCAUUUUGAAAUCAUCGAGUUUAUUCUAAGAACCGGCUUAUCCCAUUCGGAUGUGGGCAUUAUGAAUGAACUUUCUGUGGUUACCGGUAUUAUUGCCCGAGUUAUGCGAAAGGAUAUAUACUUACCAGAUGAUGUAAAAACGAAUCAACACAAAAUCUACUCUCACAAAAUUAAUAGAUAUAUGCUGCAUAUUUUCUGUUAUUUUGUAUUAAACAACGAUAUUUUGAAGCGAAACACAAAACUGGAUGUUCAAAUUAACGAGUUUUCUGAACCUAAUUGCAUAAAAUAUUUUGUCGACAUCGCCGCAAAUGUUACAAUUUUCUUCCGCUACAAAUUUACAAAUACUAUAAACUUGAAUGAUAUUCUAUUUACACCGAAGAAAAAUACUUCUCUUAAAAGAAUGGAUAAAUUGGAAAGAAGUGCAAAUGAAUCGCUAGACUUUACGACAGUAUUGAAUCACUUACAAGGAUCCGUAGAAUAUCUAGAAAUGCAAAAACGAGUAACUGAUAAUAUAGUUUCGCACAGAUCUUACAUGGCUGACGCUAGCAUUGAUAACUCUGCUCGCCUUUCCGACGCCGAGUGGAUUAAGCAAUAUGAAAAUAGACAAAAAGAGCUAUCGUUAUACGUUUUUAUAAUCGAACAAACAUUGUAUUUAUUAUGGUUACAUUUGGACUUUUACGUUAGAUCGACUUCUAGUGCAACUGGGCAGGGUUUGACACCCGCUAUCGAAGAAUACCUUCCAAAUGCCACAACCAUGGAGGAUUUCGGAAUGUUAAAACAGAAUAUGAUUUCAGUCUUUACUGAGACGUUUUGCAACCAUCUCUCAUUGGCUUCUGGAUCAGAUUCUGCAAACUAUUUUAACUGCACUUUGAUCCGUCGAAUAAAGUCAUUAAUUCAGCUUCUUCCAGGUGUUUAAAGUAAGAUAUUGUACAACUUAAGCUCCCAUGUAUGGAAAAAUUAAAUAAAUGACUGAAAAUUAA
This is a messenger RNA of Zeugodacus cucurbitae (melon fly), 5942 nucleotides long. RefSeq names its product nuclear pore complex protein Nup205 (gene Nup205). Gene Ontology annotation, molecular function: structural constituent of nuclear pore. NCBI's taxonomy places the organism in Eukaryota, Metazoa, Arthropoda, Insecta, Diptera, Tephritidae. The coding region runs from base 92 to 5878 and encodes 1928 amino acids. Gene Ontology annotation, biological process: nuclear pore organization. The record is from RefSeq and is a predicted model, not a curated record. The transcript is spliced from 17 exons. Gene Ontology annotation, cellular component: nuclear pore inner ring; nuclear pore.